This is a messenger RNA of Lactuca virosa, 639 nucleotides long. NCBI's taxonomy places the organism in Eukaryota, Viridiplantae, Streptophyta, Magnoliopsida, Asterales, Asteraceae. The record is from the annotation of a GenBank genome assembly.
AUGAAAGAAACAAUCUCUGAGAAACUUGAGAAAUAUUUCUUUAACCUUCAAUAUGAAGAUUAUGAUAAGGCUGACCAAAAACUUAUUCAGCUUUUAUCUUUAGAAACUAAAGAAUGCGAAGAAUUGUAUCAAAAAGAACCCAAACUUUUUGAUCAAUAUUUUAGAAUGACUAAAAUAGAUGAACCUGAUACUGAAUCAGAACAAGAAGAUAACUUUAAAACUAAUACAAAGACUGUUAAGUUCGAAUAUUCAGAUAUGGAAGAUGAUGAAGCAGAAUCUUCUUAUACAGCCACAAGAAGAGGCAAUAAAAAGAAAUAUGAGUUCAAAAUGCCUGUACACAAUGGUAUUCCAGAUAGUAGCAAAGGACCCAAUACGAUCAAUAUACUCAAUAUUGAUUGUAUCCAAGAUCUAAAACUCAGAGAAAGAGUUGUAGAAAAAUGGGUUACUGAGAUUUCACUAAUCUUACAGACAAACCCAGAUGAAUUUGAAAAAGCAAAAAAUGUUCUUCUACUUUUAGAACACAAAACUGAUGGAAUUGUGCAAAAGUUCCUAAGAAACAAUAAUUGGAAUGAAGAUUUGCAUGGUUCAGAUCUUUUUGAUAAUCUCAUAAAUGUCAUACACUACUUUCUUAGGUCUUGA